Molecule: messenger RNA, 3273 nt
Organism: Diceros bicornis minor
Lineage: Eukaryota; Metazoa; Chordata; Mammalia; Perissodactyla; Rhinocerotidae
Gene: ARHGAP10
Product: Rho GTPase activating protein 10
Exons: 23
Coding region: 242-2602 (786 amino acids)
Biological process (GO): signal transduction
Cellular component (GO): cytoplasm
Molecular function (GO): GTPase activator activity; protein binding
Source: RefSeq, a predicted model, not a curated record
GCUGCCGGGAUUGGGGCGCCGCGGUUCUCGCUUGCCUUGGCGGCGGUUCCUGCGUGCGGCCAGCUCAGCUCCAAGGGACAUGUCUGCUCCGCGAUCGCCGCGCGCCCCGGGCUGCUAAGCUUCUCCGGGACUUCCUGCCCGCGCGGCCCGACACCUGGCCGCGGCCCCGAAGCCCGGCUCCGGCUGUAGCGCGCGCGCGCGUGUGGCUGGCUCUGCGCGCCGCGCGCGGACUGCUGCAGUCAUGGGGCUGCAGCCCCUGGAGUUCAGCGACUGCUACCUCGACAGCCCGUGGUUCAGGGAGAGGAUCCGCGCCCACGAAGCGGAGCUCGAGAGGACCAACAAGUUCAUCAAAGAGCUUAUCAAGGACGGGAAGAACCUCAUCGCAGCGACCAAAAGUCUUUCAGCAGCCCAGCGGAAGUUUGCUCAUUCACUCAGAGACUUUAAAUUUGAGUUUAUUGGUGAUGCAGAGACGGAUGAUGAGCGGUGCAUAGAUGCUUCCUUACGUGAAUUUUCUAAUUUUUUGAAGAACCUGGAAGAACAGAGAGAGAUUAUGGCAUUAAGUGUAACUGAAACCCUGAUUAAGCCCUUGGAAAAAUUCAGAAAAGAACAACUUGGAGCUGUAAAGGAAGAAAAAAAGAAGUUUGACAAAGAGACAGAAAAGAACUAUAGCCUAAUUGAUAAACAUUUGAAUUUAUCAGCAAAAAAGAAAGAUUCACAUUUACAAGAGGCAGAUAUCCAAGUGGAACAAAACCGGCAACACUUUUAUGAACUGUCUCUUGAAUAUGUAUGUAAGCUUCAGGAAAUCCAAGAAAGGAAGAAGUUUGAAUUUGUGGAACCUAUGCUGUCAUUUUUUCAGGGAAUGUUUACUUUCUAUCAUCAAGGUCAUGAACUUGCCAAAGACUUCAAUCACUACAAAAUGGAACUACAGAUCAACAUUCAGAAUACACGAAAUCGUUUUGAAGGAACGAGGUCAGAAGUGGAAGAGCUUAUGAACAAAAUCAGACAGAAUCCCAAGGACCACAAACGAGCAAGUCAGUUUACGGCAGAAGGCUACCUGUAUAUACAGGAAAAAAGGCCUGCUCCAUUUGGUUCCAGUUGGGUCAAACACUACUGCAUGUAUCGGAAAGCAGCCAAGAAGUUCAACAUAAUCCCAUUUGAACACAGAUCUGGGGGGAAACUUGGGGAUGGAGAGGUGUUCUUUUUGAAAGAAUGUACCAAAAGGCAUACUGACUCCAUUGACAGAAGGUUUUGUUUUGAUGUAGAAGCUGCUGACCGGCCUGGUGUUUCCUUGACCAUGCAGGCGUUUUCAGAAGAGGAAAGGAAACAGUGGUUGGAAGCUCUGGGUGGAAAAGAAGCUCUGUUCCAUAGUUUUAAUAGAGCCAUCGUCCCAAGACCAGAAGGAAGCGCGCAGUUGGAUAAGAUGGGAUUCACAAUUCUCAGAAAAUGCAUCAGUGCAGUUGAAACACGAGGUAUAAAUGACCAAGGAUUGUACAGAGUUGUGGGGGUGAGUUCAAAGGUCCAGAGACUUCUGAGUAUGUUGAUGGAUGUAAAAACAUGUAAUGAGGUGGACCUGGAGAAUUCUAUAGAUUGGGAAGUGAAGACAAUCACAAGUGCCCUAAAACAGUAUUUGAGGAGUCUUCCGGAACCUCUUAUGACCUAUGAGUUACAUGGAGAUUUCAUUGUUCCAGCCAAAAGUGGCAGCCCAGAAUCUCGUGUAAAUGCUAUCCAUUUCUUGGUACACAAACUGCCGGAGAAAAAUAAAGAAAUGUUGGAUAUUUUGGUGAAACACUUAACAAAUGUUUCAAAUCACUCCAAGCAGAACCUAAUGACCGUGGCAAAUUUAGGAGUCGUGUUUGGACCAACUCUGAUGAGGCCACAGGAAGAGACUGUUGCUGCCAUCAUGGAUUUGAAGUUUCAGAACAUUGUUGUGGAAAUUUUAAUUGAAAACCAUGAAAAGAUUUUUAGGACCCUGCCUGAUGCCACAUUCCCUGAGCCAAUCUCCCUGUCAGCAUCACCCCCAAAUGCUCCACCAAGGCAAUCGAAGAGACAAGGCCAGAGGACUAAGAGACCUGUGGCUGUAUAUAAUCUCUGUCUUGAGCUGGAAGAUGGUGACAGUCCUAACCCUCCUAAGGAGGACACCCCUCCUAGCAGUCUAGACUCACUCCCCUCCCCAUCUCCCAUGACUGUAGCCAUCCCCGGGCUUCCUGGACCAGACAAAAACCACCUUCUCGCAGAUGGGGGCAGCUUUGGGGACUGGACAUCCACUGCCCCAAGCCAGCCCCGAUCAUCUAUGGUCCAGUGGCUUAACCCGCAGUCUCUGACCACAUCAAGCUGCAACCCAGCUGUUACACCUCCUUCACCCAAGUCAUCGUCUUUCCCCCUCUCUCCUCCUGCCACCAUAGCGGACAAGCCACCUGAAAGCAUUAUCAAUCGGAAGGCUCGAGCGGUGUAUCCAUGUGAAGCAGAACACAGCUCAGAAUUAUCUUUUGAAAUAGGAGCAAUUUUUGAGGAUGUGCAAACCUCGAGGGAACCUGGCUGGCUCGAAGGGACUCUGAACGGCAAGAGGGGGCUGAUUCCACAGAAUUACGUCAAGCUGCUGUAGCGCCUGGCCCUGGAGGGCCCCAUGUGGACCCUGGCACCCAAGGACCUGCCGGGGGUGGCAAACUGCCUUCCUCCUCCUGGGCAGAACCCACAGCCACCUGGACACACAGGAACUACAGAUCACGAUUGGCACUCCAGGGGUGGGGAGGGGAGACAUCCUGCUAGAGUUGGGGGGAGAGGGGACGGACGACCGCACAGAACUGUGCAGAUCUGUGGAGCGGGAGAAGAAUGUCAGGAUUAACAGAAUGGACUUUUCAUUGGUCAAGCCUCGGGACUUGUGAUUUUUAAUUAUCCAGCCUAUGGAAUGAGAGGGAGGCCAGCCUUCUGCCGGCCCAACCUCCCCCACCUGACACCGGCCACCUCCUUCGCACCUGCUGCUGAGAUUUGAAAGGGAACUGUACUUAUUGCAGUGUUGUUUGCAGGAUGCGCUCUUGGCUCUGGUGGACGUGGUGUGGAGGCGGCUGCUGCUGGCGAGCAGGGGAAUUGGUCUGAACCCAGAGGGCAGCAGAGAGAUGCUCCUUCCUAGACGGCCCCCCUGGGUCCCCACGUUCACUCUACUUAGACCCACCGGUAUUUAUAACAGGCUUAUCGGUGCUUCUCACUUGUGUGCUGUUUUCCAAACACUGCCUUUUGGCCCCAAGUUCUCUGUAAAUGAAAUAAAAUGUAAUUUAC